AUGUCGCUGUCCGCAGCAGACAUAGUGAAGGGAAUUGAGGUUUGCAAGUGGAUCUACGAGAACUGCUUCGAACGCGUGGGGCGCGCUGAUACACGAUACCUGCAGUUCGGCAAAGACGUGUCGAAGCUACAGCCGGCCUUGAGGAGGCUUGAGGCAGCGUUUGGGACCGCUCUUCAACUACGCGACACUCGAGAUCGUGAACUCCUGAGGCGAGAAGCUAAGGAGCUUAUCGGCGACUUCAAUGCCACGCUCAAAGAAUGUCGCGAGAUCCUGGAGAACAACAGGGGUAUCGUGAAAGAUGGAGCGGGCUUUGUGCAGAACGUGAUGUGGGGCCAGUCGACGCAGAAGAAGGUGGACGAGCAGCGGACCCGGAUACAGUUUCACAUACAAAAGAUUGAGUUCUUUAUGGAGUCAGUCAGACUGGAGCAGAGCAACGCGCGAGAUGGGGAUAUACAAGAGAUCCUGGCUCACACAAGGGAACUCCGAGGACUGUCUCUCAACACGUCUCUUGAGCCUAUUCCUGAGUGGCUCGGAUCUCGAUUCCGCGAGGCUCUGCAGGUUAACCCGCCCGUAUCCUAUACAAAUAUCGAAAACUUCCCCCUUGAGCAUGGUUAUGAGGCCCUCUACCUACACUACAAGCAAAGCACGGUCAUCAGCCUCCCGACCGGCGACCAAACCAUGGAGCAGUAUCUUGACCUACUCAAGGCUCAUUGGAUCGUCGAGACUCUGAAGCGCGGCGCGCCCUACAAAGCACUCCGUCCGGGAUCGUACUAUCUACGGACCAUCGCACGACUUGAGCGACUGAUUUCGGAUCAAUACGCACGCCCCGGCCUCACCACAUUCGGCGAAGAAGAUUUGAGCAAGCUCAAUGAGUCCUCGUUCCUCAUUUGGCCCGCUCAGAAAGCGGCCACGCCUAGACAACUCACAGAACCCAGUGGACUAGAGGAGAAAAUCCUAGAGAUUUCGCUGCCAGAACUACCCACCGUCCAGAAGGAAGACCUAGUGGUCUUUCAGAGAGGUCCCAUGACACUGCGCCUCGCGCGCAACAUCGUGCCAGCAGUCGGCCCGCACAGGCAGGAAAGUGAGAAGAUCAACACUCAUAUUGACCGCUUCAUACCCCUGUAUGCGGUUCCCUCAUCGAAGUCUGGCAGUCCACCGCUGGCUAUCAAGAUCUGUGACGGGAAGGAGACGGGAGGAACGGUUUACGAGCUGAAAAGCGAGGGAGACAUCUUCAGUCUCCAAAGAGCAGUGACAGGCUUUGAGGUCGUUUCUGAUAUGAAGAAUGUUGAGUGGUCCUUGAAUCGAAAGAAGAUGCGGUUCUUGUCGAAGGGACUAGGCAACAUCGGUCGAGUGCAAAUGUGGUACUGGAAACCGUUGUCAGCCGGCAAAUCGCUUCAAGACGGAUCUCGUAAACGCCAGGACAGCGGAACCGCUAGUUUGCAGUGUCGCAGCUCGGUCAGUUCGCAAGGUUCCAACAGCACGAAUGCCACGGUUGCGAAGGUGGUGAACGGCGAAAACGAGUCCAUUUGCACCACAACCCAAUCAGACAGUGGUGAGACUGUGGUAGCAGUAAGAACGCAGCCUCAGCCGGUUCUCUUUAUCUUCUCGAAGACUGGAGAAGGAUACGCACUCCUCCAUUUAGAAUUACGUCCCGGACUGGCGAUAGGCGGUUCAUGCGACUGCAGACACUCGGAAAAGUCUUGCACGCGAGCAGUCAUCGAGAACGUUGACUCCAGCACCCCCCGAACGUUUACGGUUAGACGCCUGGCUGUGAGUGAAGCGCAACUCGACCUCUGGGACCUUUCUGUCUUCGGAUUACCGGAACAUCCGCUCUUCAACCACACCAAACGAGUAGAGCGCUUGGAAUGUGACUAUCUGAACCUGGAUUUUGCAACGGUCGCGGAGCGAAGGAAGUUCAACAGGCACCUCCGACUGCUGCUCAAGCUCCGUGACGAGGCCGAAGAGUCCUUUGAUCGCACUAUUCGAAGAGCGGCCUUUUUCAGUGACAGGCCGAACCAUACGCCGGUCGUGCAACAAGCAGCGAGUGUAACGAAUCCGCGAGCGCCGGCGGGUUCUCCGUAUUCCGGAAACAGUUCUCAAACCAACCUGAGCAGAGUAUCAACUCUACCGCCAUCGCACAGGCGCAUCUCGAUAGCGUCAAACUUCGCCGACUCGUUUCACAGCGCUCUGGAUCCAGGGUACGGUACACUAUCGUCACCAAGCGCUUGA
This is a messenger RNA of Coniosporium apollinis CBS 100218, 2229 nucleotides long. RefSeq lists its product as uncharacterized. The coding region runs from base 1 to 2229 and encodes 742 amino acids. The record is from RefSeq and is a predicted model, not a curated record. NCBI's taxonomy places the organism in Eukaryota, Fungi, Ascomycota, Dothideomycetes. The transcript has 3 exons.